CUGGUAGCAUUCUGUUCAGUAGCUCACCGUGGAAAAGGAUGGUCUGUGCUUGAAAUUGUUGAGGCAUGAGACGAUUCUGUAACUGAAAGGCAUUCUUCAUGCUGCUGGAAUAUAUUACCAGAGGAAUACCACAGUAUUUUGCUUCUACCUCUCCUGCAAACUAGAUGAAAAGAGACCAAAUGUAGGCAAGGUUAAUAGUUUUCUCCUUGCUUGUGGAUUGAAUACAUUCAAGUGGCUGGCUUCCCAGCCCCCCUGCAGGAGCAAAUACUAUUGGAGCACUGAAUUGGGACAUUGUAUGCUGAAGCCUGGCUUGAUCUCUAUACGAUUGUGUGUAUGUUGUUGUUGGAAUUGGCAGGCCAACAGGCCCGGAAACAAGCAGGUGCUGUCUAUAUGGAGAAAAGCGGCUGUAGUCCAUUCCCAAUAUGCUGGGCUAAAGAAUAUGACAGAUACCUAGCAUCUAGCAAAACGAUGGCAGCAGCUUACCUUGAUCCAAACUUGAAUCAUACACCAAGUUCAAGUGCAAAGACACACCUCAGUACUGGGGUGGAGCGUUCCCCAGGGGCCAUGGAACGAGUCUUAAAGGUCUUCCAUUACUUUGAAAGUAGCAGUGAGCCAACAACGUGGGCCAGUAUUAUCCGGCACGGAGAUGCUACUGAUGUCCGGGGCAUAAUUCAGAAGAUAGUGGACAGUCACAAAGUAAAGAAUGUGGCCUGUUAUGGAUUACGGCUCAGUCACCUGCAAUCUGAGGAAGUCCACUGGCUACAUCUGGACAUGGGUGUAUCCAAUGUGAGGGAGAGGUUUGAAUUAGCCCACCCUCCAGAGGAAUGGAAAUAUGAACUGCGAAUCCGAUAUUUACCAAAAGGAUUUCUGAAUCAGUUUACUGAGGACAAGCCAACACUAAAUUUUUUCUAUCAGCAGGUGAAAAAUGAUUAUAUGUUAGAAAUAGCAGAUCAAGUGGACCAGGAAAUUGCUUUGAAGCUAGGUUGCCUUGAAAUCCGGAGAUCGUACUGGGAGAUGAGGGGCAAUGCACUAGAAAAGAAGUCCAACUAUGAAGUUUUAGAGAAAGACGUUGGUUUAAAGAGAUUUUUUCCGAAGAGUUUGCUGGAUUCUGUAAAGGCCAAAACACUAAGAAAACUGAUUCAACAAACGUUUCGACAGUUUGCCAUCCUCAAUAGAGAAGAAAGUAUUCUGAAAUUCUUUGAGAUCCUGUCUCCAGUAUACAGAUUUGACAAAGAAUGCUUCAAAUGUGCUCUGGGUUCAAGCUGGAUUAUUUCAGUGGAGCUGGCGAUUGGCCCAGAAGAAGGAAUCAGUUACCUUACAGACAAGGGCUCUAAUCCUACCCACCUGGCAGAUUUCAAUCAAGUGCAGACUAUUCAGUAUUCAAACAGUGAAGACAAGGAUAGAAAAGGGAUGUUACAGCUCAAAAUAGCAGGAGCACCUGAGCCUCUGACAGUGACAGCACCAUCCUUAACCAUUGCAGAGAAUAUGGCUGACCUGAUAGACGGAUACUGCAGACUGGUGAAUGGAGCCACGCAGUCUUUUAUUAUCAGGCCUCAGAAAGAAGGUGAAAGAGCUUUACCAUCAAUACCAAAGCUGGCCAACAAUGAGAAGCAAGGAGUAAGGUCGCAUACAGUCUCUGUAUCAGAUGAAAUUAGUGGGGACGAAACAGAUGACUAUGCAGAGAUUAUAGAUGAAGAAGAUACUUACACAAUGCCCUCAAAAAGCUAUGGAAUAGAUGAAGCCAGAGAUUAUGAGAUUCAGAGAGAGAGAAUUGAACUGGGACGCUGUAUCGGAGAAGGACAGUUUGGAGAUGUACAUCAAGGAGUUUACAUGAGUCCAGAAAAUCCAGCUAUGGCUGUUGCAAUCAAAACAUGUAAAAACUGCACUUCAGACAGCGUGAGAGAGAAAUUCUUACAAGAAGCCUUAACAAUGCGUCAGUUUGAUCAUCCCCACAUUGUGAAGUUGAUUGGAGUUAUUACGGAAAACCCAGUCUGGAUAAUCAUGGAGCUCUGUACACUAGGGGAGCUGAGAUCAUUUUUGCAAGUAAGAAAAUACAGUUUGGAUCUGGCCUCUCUGAUACUAUAUGCUUAUCAGCUUAGCACAGCACUUGCCUACUUAGAGAGCAAAAGAUUUGUACAUAGGGAUAUUGCUGCUAGAAAUGUGCUGGUAUCCUCCACAGACUGCGUGAAAUUAGGAGACUUUGGUUUGUCCCGAUAUAUGGAAGACAGUACUUACUAUAAAGCUUCCAAAGGAAAAUUACCUAUCAAAUGGAUGGCUCCAGAGUCAAUCAACUUCCGACGUUUUACCUCAGCUAGUGAUGUGUGGAUGUUUGGUGUGUGUAUGUGGGAAAUUUUAAUGCAUGGAGUAAAGCCCUUCCAAGGAGUGAAGAACAAUGAUGUGAUUGGUCGAAUUGAGAAUGGUGAACGGUUACCAAUGCCUCCAAACUGCCCUCCUACUCUCUACAGCCUUAUGACCAAGUGCUGGGCAUAUGACCCCAGCAGACGACCCAGGUUUACUGAACUUAAAGCACAGCUCAGUACAAUACUGGAGGAAGAGAAGCUGCAGCAAGAAGAACGAAUGAGAAUGGAAUCAAGGCGACAAGUCACAGUGUCCUGGGAUUCAGGAGGAUCAGAUGAAGCCCCUCCCAAGCCCAGCAGACCUGGUUAUCCCAGUCCAAGAUCCAGUGAAGGGUUUUAUCCUAGUCCACAGCAUAUGGUACCGCCCAAUCAUUACCAGGUCUCUGGCUAUCCUGGUUCUCAUGGGAUACCAGCCAUGGCAGGCAGCAUUUAUCCUGGCCAGGCAUCUCUUUUGGAUCAAGCAGAUUCCUGGAACCAUCGGCCUCAGGAAAUAUCAAUGUGGCCCCCCACCAUGGAGGAUUCUGGCACUUUGGACAUGCGAGGAAUGGGACAGGUCCUACCAACACAUCUAAUGGAGGAGAGAUUGAUACGACAGCAACAAGAAAUGGAGGAAGAUCAGCGCUGGCUUGAAAAAGAGGAGAGAUUCCUGAAACCUGAUGUGCGGCUCUCCAGAGGCAGCAUAGACCGAGAGGACGGGAGCCUCCAGGGCCCGGCUGGUAACCAACACAUAUAUCAGCCUGUGGGUAAACCAGAUCAUGCAGCUCCGCCAAAGAAACCACCUCGUCCUGGAGCCCCCAGCCAUUUGGGUAGUCUUGCCAGUCUCAACAGCCCUGUGGACAGCUACAAUGAAGGAGUGAAGCUUCAGCCACAGGAAAUCAGCCCUCCCCCCACUGCCAACUUGGAUCGUUCCAAUGACAAGGUGUAUGAGAAUGUAACUGGACUGGUGAAAGCUGUAAUAGAAAUGUCCAGUAAAAUCCAGCCUGCCCCUCCAGAGGAGUAUGUGCCCAUGGUGAAGGAAGUUGGUUUGGCACUACGAACUUUACUGGCAACAGUAGAUGAGACCAUUCCAGUGCUCCCUGCAAGCACUCACCGAGAGAUUGAGAUGGCACAGAAGCUGUUGAACUCUGAUUUGGCUGAACUGAUUAACAAGAUGAAAUUGGCACAGCAAUACGUCAUGACUAGCCUGCAGCAGGAAUACAAAAAGCAAAUGCUCACAGCUGCUCAUGCUCUGGCUGUGGAUGCCAAAAACUUGCUGGAUGUUAUUGAUCAAGCCAGACUGAAAAUGAUUGGUCAGUCCAGACCCCAUUAAACACUGAGGAAGAAUUUUUUGUCGUUCUUUUUAGGAAUAUUGCUCAUGUAAGGAUGUUAUCUAGCCUUCCACCAGCGGUGAGGAUUAACCCUGCAUAGUCCUGGAUUUCCAGUGACUCCUGCUUCAUCAGACCUGAUUGACAGCUGUUGGUUUUCUCUCUCUCUCAUUAUAAAAGUUUAACCAAGUUUUUACCAUAAAGCCAAGAUGGUCUGGGAUUCAAAAUGUGGCAUUAUCGCAGAAUGAAGUUUGUACAGAAGCCCUUGGGAAUCGUGACUGGGGAAGACAAUUACAUUUUACAUCAUCACAUAGGAUGUGUGUUACCUAAAAUUGCCAAGGGGUUACAAUCUCAGAGCCAGGACUGUCCGAGCUGCAGAUUGGAGAAAAAUAUUGUGAGGUGAAGAAUUCUGGGAAACCUCAGGGCUGAGAAUUCUUGCCCACAGUAUGCAAGCUAUCCAGACUGGAAUUUUUUAUUAGAACACUUACGUCGCAAUAUGCUAAUCACGAUUUACAGAGAAAGAAAAUAAAAAAGCUCUAUUUUCAAGACUUCAGCCAUUUCAAAAGAAACUAAAGCCCUCUUCAUCUUUCUGCCUUUUACUUUUAUGUGGAUGUGUGAAACAUUUGUUUGGAAACUAGCUGUAGAACACAACUGAAAACUCUUGUAUGUCUUUUCACCAGAAUAACUUGCCAGUUUUUUGUAGCAAUGUUAUUUUCCUUGGAAGCAAAAAGCUGCUUUGUACCAGAGCAACUCAGAGCCGCAUUUAGAAGAGAAGUUCUGUAACCAUAUGUGUUCCCCAUUUUUAUAUAAUUUAUACAGAAAGAUUAAAGCCAUGUUGAAUAUUCUAAAUCCACUGUAGUUAACUAACCCAUCUUUGAGUCUAUCUUGCCUGGGAGGAGUUACAGCAGAGCAGUGUGAAUGUUUUCUUUGAUUUUUUUUUCCAGUUACACCAUCUGUUCUGUUAAAUAAAAACCACCAUGCUCCCUUUUGUUUGAUGGGGGUUAUAAAUUAUUCUCAGGAAGAAUAUAAUGAACUGUACAGUUACUUUGACCUAUUAAAAAGGUGUUACCAGUGAA
Messenger RNA from Caretta caretta (loggerhead turtle), 4737 nucleotides. It is a transcript of the gene PTK2, whose product is annotated as protein tyrosine kinase 2. NCBI's taxonomy places the organism in Eukaryota, Metazoa, Chordata, Testudines, Cheloniidae. Gene Ontology annotation, cellular component: cytoskeleton; focal adhesion. Gene Ontology annotation, molecular function: ATP binding; protein tyrosine kinase activity. Gene Ontology annotation, biological process: protein phosphorylation; signal complex assembly. The record is from RefSeq and is a predicted model, not a curated record.